UCUCAACUUGUCGUUGUCCGUGCCUGCACUGCUUUCGUUCGGUCGUGCUCGCUGGAAUUCUCGUGGCGGGCAGGCAACUCCGUGCUGCAUACAUGAAUACAUUUUAUCGAUCCGUGCGUGGGUUAUGCUACUGUAUGCUUUUCUUUCUUUUUCUUUCAUUCUCUUCUUUUCAUGUAUACUUGUUAAACUUCGCCGGUGUUUUGCCGCAGUUGUUGCGACCUUAAAUCGUGGUUUAACAUCCUCGCUUUCUUGUUGCGCUCUUCUUGGCCUUUUGUUGUUGUUGUUGUUUUCCUUUUCAUCUUCCUUUUUGACGUGGCCGCUGUCGAGACGAAACGCGCGAGGAGCGGCGUCCGCGAGGCUCGCGGUCUCGCAGCGCGCGCAUCGUCGUUCGACUACGCCGGCGGCUGCGAUGGGGUGCCCUCGGUGGACCGUGGUGGCUGCCUUGCUGCUGCUGGCCGUGCCUUCGCUGUUGGCGGAGAGCGGCGAGGCGCCCGACGACGAGCAGCCGCCGGUCAACGUCGGCGCCGAGGGGCAGGCGGCGAGCGGGGGCAGCAGCAUGCGCGAGGACGAGCGGGCCGAGGUGCAGGCCCCCGCCGCCUCGCAGCAAGAGCAGGCCGACCAGACCUGGGCCAAGGCCGAGGCGCUGCAAAAGCCGGAGUCCUACGGGUGCGGCGAGGCGUGUGAGACGUGCGACGCCAAACGCGCCGACGACGACGACGACAAGUAAACUGGCUCGCAGCUCAAGCGCUGGAUGGCUUGCGUCAUCACGUAGCUGCAUUGCGGCAGUAUGACCCGGAAGCUCCUCUUCCCGGAUGCCAAAUUGCUCUCACGCCUCAUGCAUCGCCACCCCCUUCCCCAUCCACUCCGCCACUGCACACCAAAGUUUAUGGAUCGGCCUCUGUGGACAGCAAGAAGUCUUGAUUCAAUAUUGCUGGUAUUAAUAAAAUUAACCUGUCCGCAUUA
Molecule: messenger RNA, 963 nt
Organism: Dermacentor andersoni
Lineage: Eukaryota; Metazoa; Arthropoda; Arachnida; Ixodida; Ixodidae
Source: RefSeq, a predicted model, not a curated record